AUGCGCGCCUACGCUACUGCUUACGUUGAGUCAUGCACUCACUGUCGAGCGUCAAAGUCCCUUAACCAGAAGCCUGCCGGCCUUCUUCAACAGUUGCUCAUCCCUUCUCGUCGAUGGGCGCACGUGAGUCUUGACUUUAUCACAGAUCUUCCCCUUACAACGACAGGGCACGACUCGAUUCUCGUGAUGGUCGACUCCCUCAGCAAGACGGCUCAUUUCAUUCCGGCAAAGAAGUCAUUCACAGCAGCAGACACCGUGGAGCUUCUCGCAGAUCGUCUUAUCCGCCACCACGGAUUUCCAGAGGUCCUCAUGUUGGACCGGGACUUCCGCUUCCAGUCAGAUCUUUAG
Molecule: messenger RNA, 348 nt
Organism: Eimeria tenella
Lineage: Eukaryota; Apicomplexa; Conoidasida; Eucoccidiorida; Eimeriidae
Product: Similar to Transposon MAGGYgagandpolgenehomologues, related
Exons: 1
Coding region: 1-348 (115 amino acids)
Biological process (GO): DNA integration
Molecular function (GO): nucleic acid binding
Source: RefSeq, a predicted model, not a curated record